AUGACCGGGAUGGCCUCUCCGGAGAAGGCAAAUAGCUCAAAGAAGAAAAGUGAGAGGAAAGGUAUAUUAAAGGAGGAGUACAGACAGCUAUCCGGAAUCAUGGCUGUAAUGAAUAAUCUGAGGAAGCAAGGGACCCUCUGUGAUGUUACUCUGCUGGUGCAGGGGAAACACUUUCCUGCUCACAGAGUGGUGCUGGCUGCUGCUAGUCACUUCUUCAGUCUUAUGUUUACCACUAGAAUGAUGGAGUCCAUGUCUCAUGAAGUGGAACUGAGGAGUGCAGAGCCAGAAAUCAUUGAUCUACUGCUGGAGUUCAUCUACACUGCCAGGAUCUCAGUGAACAGCACUAACGUCCAGUCGUUGUUGGAUGCAGCCAACCAAUAUCAGAUUGAGCCAGUGAAGAAAAUGUGUGUAGAGUUUCUUAAAGGACAGAUAGAUGCUACAAAUUGCCUCGGUAUUUCAGCAUUAGCUGACUGUAUGGACUGCCCAGAGUUACAGUUAGCUGCUGAGGAUUUCUUUCAGCUCCAUUUCACAGAAGUUUAUAAACUUGAUGAGUUUCUGCAACUCGAUGUAAAACGACUCACUUACCUACUCCACCAGGACAAGCUCACGGUCCGAUCAGAGGCCCAGAUUUAUGAUGCUGCAGUGCGCUGGCUCAAGUAUGACGUGUGUAACAGAGAGCAGUAUAUGGUGGAGGUGCUGGGAUGUGUUCGAUUUCCUUUGGUCUCUAAAACCUUCCUGUCAAAGACUGUACAGGCUGAACCACUUAUUCAGGACAACCCUCAGUGUCUAAAGAUGAUUAUCAGUGGAAUGUGCUAUCACCUCCUGUCUCUUGAAGAUCGUGAGGAUUUGGGAGAAAGUAGUCGUCCUCGGCGCAAGAAACAUGAUUACCGCAUUGCUUUGUUUGGUGGAUCCCAGCCCCAGUCCUGUCGCUACUUCAACCCAAAGGAGUCAGCCUGGACAGAUAUACGCUGUCCCUUCGAGAAGCGCAGAGAUGCAACAGCUGUAUUUUGGGACAAUGUUGUAUAUAUUUUGGGUGGCUCACAACUCUUUCCAAUAAAACGAAUGGACUGUUACAAUGUAUUGAAAGACAGCUGGUACUCAAAACUUGGACCACCCACACCUCGUGACAGCCUUGCUGCUUGUGCUGCCCAAGGAAAGAUCUAUACUUCUGGUGGUUCAGAAGUUGGGAGUUCUGCUCUAGAUCUUUUUGAGUGCUACGACACAAGGACUGAAUCAUGGCAGGUAAAGCCCAGUAUGCUGAUGGCACGGUGUGGCCAUGGCUCAGUGGAAGCAAACGGACACAUUUACGUCUGUGGUGGAACUUUGGGCAACAAUGUGUCUGGCAGAGUCCUCAAUAAUUGUGAAGUCUUUGACCCAAGCACACAGCAAUGGAGAGAACUGUGUGGCAUGAGAGAGGCCAGGAAAAACCAUGGGUUGGUUGUAGUUAAUAACCGGAUCUAUGCUGUUGGAGGGCAAGGAGCAAUAGGUGGACUAGACUCUGUAGAAUACUAUGACAUCACAAGUAAUGAAUGGCGCCCAGCCACAUCUAUGCCGUGGAGAGGCAUCACUGUUAAGUGCGCUGCUGUGGGCGAGGUUAUCUACGUGCUGGCAGGAUUCCAGGGAGUUGGGCGUCUUGGACAUGUGCUUGAGUACCACACAGAUACGGACAGGUGGGUAACGUGCAGCAAGGUGCGUGCAUUUCCUGUGACGAGCUGUUUGAUCUGUGUGGUGGACACGUGUGGCGUGAAUGAAGACGAGGACAUGGACAUCAUUGACCCACAAACACACACGUCUGCAGCAGCCGCUUCAAUACCAUCAACAUCCUCAUGA
Molecule: messenger RNA, 1830 nt
Organism: Knipowitschia caucasica
Lineage: Eukaryota; Metazoa; Chordata; Actinopteri; Gobiiformes; Gobiidae
Source: the annotation of a GenBank genome assembly